ACUAAUGAGGGAUUAAAUUAUCCCCAUUUAUGUCGUCUUCUAAUCACCUUGGGUUCAAAGGCACUCAGGGCAACCUUUGACAAAAUAAUUCCACCACAGAGUCUUCAAAGGUGUUUGAAACAUCAAGCACACUCUAAACUGUUGUUACUUCGAAAGCGAGGGGUGUUAAACUUACUCCAGUGGAGUAAAUUGUAUCCUUCUUCAUCCUCUGAAGUGACAUCUGCAAGCUUUGAUAUCCCCCUCUUGAUAGUGCUCUUAAGGACAAUCUGUAAUCUGAAUCCUCCACCCGCUGGCUGGGACACACCUCCUCUCACAGCAGACACCAGUCGUGAGUCCGACAUUGUCCGUGUUAGGUGUUUCAUGAAUGCUGUGUCUAAACAUGCUGGAGACGGCUUCAUCAAUGAUGCUGUGUUCAGUAACUACUGGCAGCAGAUUUGUGACACUUUGUUGAGAUUGGGAGGAGCCCAUUAUGGAGAUGCCAUUGACGAAAUAAGGGAUCAGGAAAUGGACCCUCUGGAGGAAGAACAUUUCAGGGAACUUCUAAAGCAGUGGAAGAAAGUGGAGGAUGAUAUCAAAGACAAUCUGAAUGAACUCGAAAGCGAAUUUAAACAGUCAGGUUAG
Messenger RNA from Porites evermanni, 621 nucleotides. The record is from the annotation of a GenBank genome assembly. Lineage: Eukaryota; Metazoa; Cnidaria; Anthozoa; Scleractinia; Poritidae.